This is a messenger RNA of Pestalotiopsis fici W106-1, 2769 nucleotides long. RefSeq lists its product as uncharacterized. NCBI's taxonomy places the organism in Eukaryota, Fungi, Ascomycota, Sordariomycetes, Amphisphaeriales, Sporocadaceae. The transcript has 3 exons. The record is from RefSeq and is a predicted model, not a curated record. Bases 1 to 2769 code for a protein of 922 amino acids.
AUGGCGACUCUAACCAAUGCCGAGAUCGAGAAGCUGUUCUCGGGCGCGCCCCAGUAUUUUGCCCGGUCUCAGGGUACUGGCACCGGUGCCCCGCAUCCGUCCGUGGCUUUCCCCUGGGACGAGGACCUGCGCAUCCGGGACCUGACUGAUCACACCCAGAUUGAAGACGAUGCAUGGGGCAGCAUUACCACCGUUCCGCGGCUCAUCCAGCGCGAUCCGCUGUCGGCAACUACGCCCUCUGGAAGGAAGCGGCCCCAUUUCAAGGUCAAGGCCCAGGAACGGCCAAACAUGCUCAGCAUGCAGGGCCUUGAAAAGGGCACCAUGGGCUAUCAGGCUGCUCUGGAGCUGUCUGUUGCCGAUGCCCUCCAAGAGGAGCAGUAUGGCUUUGAUAGCAUUGGCUCCAAAUCCACCGUUGUUGUUCAACAGCGCCAGCGGCUUAUAACAUCGAAAGACGGGCUUCGCCACAUGGAGGAGGCCGCUGUCAUGGAACAAUUGCUGCAAUGCGAGGAAAGAUAUCAAGGUACCAACCCAGAAAGGUCAUGCAGUGCUCACGACCUCUACCAUGACCUGUUCUCCAAGGUUUUGUACCCGCCAACCAAGGUUAUUGAUCGAAACGACCCCUAUAGUCUUCCAGUGCAGAUACACGCGCUAGUCAAGGUCUUGGCAGCCCCCAAUGCCUGGAUUGACUUCUCGAGGGUGGAAUGGCGCAUUCGAUUGGGUCAGAUACUCUGGGGCUUUCCCAUGGAUGAUGAGCUGGAAGACGGUUCAUCGAUCAACGAAGGCCUUCAUGAUCAGGAUAGAAGUGAGGAACGAUACUGGUUGCUGCUGCAGGUUAUGCUUGCAUGCGAGCUGCUGUUGCGUCUCGAUGCGAUCACGGAGGGUGAUGAGUUUGGCGGCGGCAACUUGAAAGCAUCUGAAAUACACAAGUUUGAAAAGGAAGCAAACUUGUCAGUGAGGUGGUCAUUACUUCUCGCCCGAACCUGGCUCGAGAAUAUCACCAUUAACAAGACAGAUGCGCCAACUUCAGGAACGGCUACUCCGAAAGGAUGGCUGACUUCUCUGACAAGCAAAAUGACUUUGAAACACGACCAUUUGCAUGGUUUUCAUCAUGCCGACCAUGGUCACCAUAGACGCUCACUUAGUCAUGUGGAGCACCACUACACGAUUCAGGGCCGCUUCAUCGAACGACAAAUUUUUGGCUUGACACAAUUCGCUCGCAAGCUUCGAUGGCCUGACAUUGAGUCGUAUCUUACGCGUGUAUCUAUAAACACGCCCGUCAUUGCCCAAGCAACCCCGAUCAACUCCCCUUUGCCAACAAGCGACACCCAGCGGUCAUCAUACUUUGGAGACAGCAAGAGAUCAGGCGAGCUUGAAAGAAAGCCGUCGAGGAGACGCAAGAUUGGCGCAGCAUUGCAUUUCGCUGGAUGGCUGUCGAAGUCUUAUGUUUCUGGCUUGGUACUUCCUGGAGAAGCACUUUCCCAUUUUCUAAUGUCAACGUUGCUCGAGAACGACCAAGAAGCCAUGGCCAGACUGGGACCCAUGGCAAACCUUUGCGGCGGGUUUGUUUAUGGUGAAAAGAGCUUUUGGAGUACUGCGUGCAUAGUCGGGCGGGUUUUGGCUGCUGGCAGAGGCUCUGCCGAGUGCAUGGGCUGGAUCUCAUCCGACGUACUCCCCGAGGGCCUCUCCGAUGGCUGGCUUAACAUUGACGUGGAUGAAGUGCCCGAGGACAUUGCCAAGACUGGCAAGAAGGCACGCCUUUGGGGCAAACUUGCUAUUGAGCGCGAGUCGGAUGUAUUGGGGGAUGCCGAUUUCUCAAACGUUCUGCCGGCCGACUUUAUUGUCCCUUACGAGAACAACCACGCUGAACCACCCCCGGCCAACAUAAGAAUCAGUCUCAAGUCUCUAGAUUUGAAUGCGCAAGUGGACAGUAUCCAGUCGACUCCAGUCUUUGAGGACAUGACGCCAUUUUCUGAGCACUCUCAGACUUCCGAAAUUCGCACGUACCCAGCUUCUUUGGCGUUUUCAAUGACACACGACGGUCUUGAUGGCGAGCAUGAAAUGGAGUACUCCCUUGCAAGAGAUGUAUACUUUGUCACCGCGCACCCUUGUGCGCCCUCGAGUUAUGUCAAAUACUUCAAAUCACCGUCGAGCCCCACGAUUCAGCAAAUCGAUCUUCAGAAUCAAGACUGGAAUGCCAGGGCUACCGCGCCAGCCAAUAUCACAGGACACCCACUGCAUAAAUAUUAUACUUACAAGGCAAUUCACUUUGUCGACUUGAUCAACCGACCCGAAGCAACACUUGAGGAGCUUCUCGGCAUUGACUCGACCUCUACCAAUAAUCUAACGGCCGCAACUUCAAAGGGACCUCGAGUUCUGGUGGUUGAUUGUAUCACGGGCGUUGCUCCGCCUCCCUCGCCCGAAAUGGCGAGCCUGUCUCGAAUGAGCUCCAUAUCAUCAUCUUUUGGUCUCGAGCCUACCGUCACACAACUCCAACUGCCAACGCCACCACGAGAAACAGUCGAGAGACCAAACACAACGGCAUCUGCAGGCAACAGGGUCUCUAGAAUUGAUCCACCCAGCCCCGACUCAAAAAUGAGGCUGCCCACUCGCAGGAGGCAAUUCGGAUCCGAUCUGGAGAUUCUUGUGCGAGCUCUGUGCGCUGAAAGAGGCUGGAAUGCGCUCAUCAGUCGCCGUCGCAGAGGUUGCUUGGCUUGUGCCAUUCGAGAAGCCGGAGCGUUGGGCUGGAAGGUCAUUAUCCGCGUCGAAUGA